AUGGAAUUUUUUGAAGACUGCGUCAUUGUAUUCGCGUUUCAGCUUCUCUUCUUUGCAGGUGGUGCUUUUUUGUUAAGCAGUUUUUUAAAAAAAAUUUCUGAAAUUCGCUACAUAUCUGUGUGACUUAUAUUCUUUGUGAUAUUUGCUUUAUCUAUAAUCAUGUUUGAACUAAUCAUUUUUGAAAUUCCCAGUGCUUUGGAAAGCAGUUCACGUCAUUUUUAUUGGCGUUUAGGGUUAACAGUUUUGCUGUUAACGGUGAUUGUCGUUAUUUCAUUGCAUAUAUUUUAUUCCAAUAUUCAUAGCGUAACUUUCGUUACUGAAAAAUGGGCACGGAUCAUAACGAUGAAUUGUUGGCUUGCUUCUCUUUAUGGUCCACGGCGAGUGCGCUAUCCAUUUCCUUUGCUUAGCGCUUCGAAUAAAAUGUAUAUAAUGGAAAAAGGGCAAUCACCAUUAACAGCCAUAAUGGUCUUAUUAUCAGGUUUUCGAACCGUCAGUUGCCCUUAUCAAAUUAUGGCAUAUUUUAAUAGGCCAGUCUCUCAAAUUGAUUUAAUAACUUUGGAAAGACGCUUGUUACUAAGAGUAGAUAUGCUUACCAAUAAAAAGAAACGUAUGGCUUUGCAAGAACAUACUCAUCAAACCAAGUCUAGAUUAUGGAACAUAUUGAGUUCCGUGAUAAAUCGGACAGAUGUAGGAGGCGAAAAUAUUACUCAACUAUGGAUGGAAAUUGACAGUUUGGAUGAGUUGUUACGCCAUAUUUUUUUAAAAGUUAAUUAUUUGAAAAAUGUGCAAGAACGUCAGAAAUGGUCAAAAACUCUAUAGGGUCGGUAUUUAAUGCUCGUGGAAAAUACUGUAUAGUUAAAAAAGUAAAAUAAUGCAUACAUACAUGUGCGCGAUCCUAUCCGAUAGUAUACAGUAAAUGUUAUAUUCCAUCGUGUGGGCAAGAAAGAUCACGUUACUCGGGGUUUGCAUUGGUGCGGUUUUGAUAUAGAUUGAGCAUUCUGGAAUCAACUCUUGGUAGGCCGUAUUGUCGUAACUUCUAUAAGGGGGUUGUUGCUAACCUUAACCAAGUUCUUUUAUCACUUUUCUUCCAGUAAAUCAUCAAAGACUUUAUUAGUUUUAAUAUUAGUUUCAAUUCUUGCAAAAAUUGUGGGCAUAUAUUUCUGCUCUUGGGCAUUAUUGAAUAUGCCUGCCCAGUAUUGUGUCAUCAUCACUCAAGUGUUUGGUAAUUAAUUCUUUAAUUUCUAUCACAGUUGGUUUAAUGUGAUAUUUCUGAUUAGCGCUCCGUCCGCUAUUAUUGUAUAUUUGUCACAGAAGCCAACAAACUAUGGUCAAUCGUCAUUACAAUGCUAUUACACAUUAAGACAAUAUUUUUAUAUUUAA
Molecule: messenger RNA, 1380 nt
Organism: Glossina fuscipes
Lineage: Eukaryota; Metazoa; Arthropoda; Insecta; Diptera; Glossinidae
Gene: GPHR
Product: Golgi pH regulator
Biological process (GO): intracellular pH reduction
Cellular component (GO): Golgi cisterna membrane
Molecular function (GO): voltage-gated monoatomic anion channel activity
Source: RefSeq, a predicted model, not a curated record